This is a messenger RNA of Cajanus cajan (pigeon pea), 871 nucleotides long. RefSeq names its product putative histone H2A variant 3. NCBI's taxonomy places the organism in Eukaryota, Viridiplantae, Streptophyta, Magnoliopsida, Fabales, Fabaceae. Gene Ontology annotation, cellular component: nucleosome. Gene Ontology annotation, molecular function: DNA binding; protein heterodimerization activity; structural constituent of chromatin. The record is from RefSeq and is a predicted model, not a curated record.
GUAGGAGGAAAUGAGUAUAUUAAAAGUUAUAUGUUAGACAUUUAUAUCAUUUCAAUAAAAAGCUGCAUUACUUUAUUAUGUGAUAAAUAUCGGUGCUUAACAAUAAUAUCCAGAAUAAAUAGACACUUAAUGAUACUAAUAUUUUAUUAAAAUGGUGGUAAUGGUAACAAUUAAGAAGAAAAGGGAACAAGCGUGAAGAGUAGUGUUGUUGUGUCUGAGAAAGCGAAAGAUUGAAGAGAGAGAGAGAGAGAUGUCAGGGAAAGGCGCAAAGGGUUUGAUAACUGCAAAAAACCCAUCUUCCUCUAAGGACAAGGACAAGAAGAAGCCCACAUCUCGCUCCUCCAGAGCCGGUCUUCAGUUCCCUGUUGGACGUAUUCAUCGUCUUCUAAAGUCAAGGGUGACGGCUCAUGGAAGAGUUGGGGCAACAGCGGCAGUUUACUCAGCUGCAAUCCUGGAGUACUUAACAGCAGAGGUGUUGGAGUUGGCCGGAAACGCGAGCAAGGAUCUGAAGGUGAAGCGCAUUACCCCAAGACAUCUACAGCUGGCUAUCCGUGGAGACGAAGAACUUGAUACUCUCAUUAAAGGAACAAUAGCUGGUGGAGGUGUUAUUCCUCACAUCCACAAGUCUCUUAUCAACAAGUCUUCAAAGGAAUGAGGAGGGUGCAUAAGUUAUUUGAAUCAAAGAUGAACUUUAGUGUAAAUUUGAUUAUGUCUUUGAUUUGUGGAUGAUGUGCUCCUUGUUUAGUUUGGUUGAACUUGAACCAUCCUUCAAGAGAAAUCUGAAAAAUUAUGAUUUCUUCAUUUGAAAUGUGUGAACUUGUGUGUUGAUUUGUGUGUUAUGCUACUACAUGCUAGAUGGAUUUUGUGGUUA